Molecule: messenger RNA, 1711 nt
Organism: Ceratina calcarata
Lineage: Eukaryota; Metazoa; Arthropoda; Insecta; Hymenoptera; Apidae
Gene: Y-y
Product: yellow-y
Exons: 7
Coding region: 163-1446 (427 amino acids)
Cellular component (GO): extracellular region
Source: RefSeq, a predicted model, not a curated record
CCCAAUUGCGGGAAUCAACAGUUUACUUGCACCGUUCGUUACUUGCCCGACUUUCUGCGGAGGAAUCGUGUCAGAUCGCGCGACGAGCAUUCUCGUCAUCAUCGAAUAUCCACGAGUCUUUUCGCAGAUUGAUUCUCGCCCCGCGAAAACGAAAAGAGAGAAAUGUCCAGCGAGUUUCUUUUGCUGUGUCUACUAUACUUGGCAAGCGGAGCCGUGAACGGUAUUCAGAGAUGGGGUACGCAAUUCGGACAGGCACCCCUGCUGGAACGAUUUUUUUGGCGGACAAUGGACUUCGCUUAUCCAGAUGAGGGGAGCAGAAGAUUGGCGAUGAUGAAAGGCGAUUUCAUCCCGGAAAACGCGCUGCCAGUUGGCAUCGAAAUUUGGCGAAACAAGCUUUUCGUCAGCGUGCCAAGAUGGCGUAACGGAAUUCCAGCAACGUUAAAUUACAUAUCGCUCGAUACGAAUCGUGGUGGUUCGCCGAGACUGACUCCGUACCCGAACUGGGCACAGAAUAAAGCUGGUGCCUGUGGUAGUGGCCUUACUACUGUCUAUAGAAUACACGCUGAUAGUUGUGACAGAUUAUGGGUGUUGGAUACUGGUACGAUAGGUAUCGGAAACACGACGAUACAAGCAUGCCCUUACACAUUAAAUGUCUUCGAUUUGACAUCGGAUAAAAUUCUCAGACAAUACAGACUGAGGGCUGAAGAUAUCAAUAUGAAUACUUUCAUCGCUAACAUCGCCGUCGAUUUGGGAAGAGGUGGUUGCGAAGACGCGUUCGCCUACUUGUCUGACGAGCUGGGCUACGGCCUGAUCGUUUACUCAUGGCAGCAGAACAAAUCUUGGCGUGUCACGCAUAGCUAUUUCAUGCCUGAUCCAUUGGCUGGGGAUUAUAACAUUGGCGGCUUGAAUUUCCAAUGGGGCGAAGAAGGGAUUUUUGGCAUGAGCUUAUCGCCAAUUUCUGCCAGCGGAUUCAGGACAUUGUUCUUCCACCCCCUCAGCAGUAGAAGAGAAUUCGCGAUCUCGACGAGGAUAUUGCGCGACGAACAAUUGUCCCAAGACAGUUAUCACGAAUUCCAAGUUCUACCCGAAAGAGGACCACUUGGCCAUUGCACUGCUUCUCUUAUGGAUGAGACCGGACUACAAUUUUUCAAUCUAAUCGAUCAGAACGCUGUGGGCUGUUGGAACUCGCAGUUGCCAUAUGCGCCCGAAAAUCAUGCGGUCGUUGCCAGACACGAUGAGGCUUUGAUAUUCCCAGCAGAUGUCAAGGUGAACCGAGGAAUGUUGUGGGUCAUAUCGGACAGAAUGCCGGUGUUUUUGGAAUCAACGCUGAACUACACCGACGUGAACUUUAGAAUAUUAACGGUACCUGUACGAGACGCGAUCGCCGGUACAGUUUGUGAGAGCUCCCCAUGGGGACUGAUCGGCAAUUCCGUCUGGUGGGAAUAACACUCUCUAUUAGCUAUCCAAUCUACUCAAGCAUAGAUUUGUGAUAGUACUAUAAAUAGAUUGAGAAAAGAUUAAUUCUGACAACUGUAUAGAACUGUAUAAAGAAAUAUUAUAACGUAGCCAAUUUUUAACUUCCUCCGAUUACCAUUUUCCAUCAUUAAAUAUAGAAUAUCUGAUAACGCGACGAUUAUUGUACGUUUUUCAAAAUUAUUUGUGAGUGUAGUCGACUCGUGUAAAGAUAUUAAUAAAAAAAAGAUACAAUUAC